CUCCAAACAAUUUCGCAAAAUAAAGGCUCUACUUAACUAGAAUUACUAACAGAGAGAAGAAUCAAAUUUGCACGAAAACAUUGAAAAAAAAUAGACAAACUUUAAUUACUUUAAGCCCUACCACUUUGCUAAUAAGGAUAAAUUUUAUUAUUAUUUUGAGCCUUAUUAUUUGUUGGUUUCUCUUCUUAUUGUUUUAGAAAUAAAUGGUUUUAAAAUCAAGUCAAGUCAAUGCACUGUGAUAAUGACCGUACAAUAAAUCAUUCUUCCUCCGCAUAUUCUGAUAUUCGUUCAUACAUUCAUUCUUCUCCUCUAAUUAAUUUUCUUAUUACUUUCUAUUUUUAUAUAUUUUUAAUUAUCUAUUCCUACGAGUGAUGUAUAUAAUAUAAUAAUAAUUAGUUGUUUUGCAACACAACACAAGAAUGCCAGUAGUUGAAUCGAUCGGAGUAGCGGCGCUGGGAUGGGUGGCGUCUCCCCUCGUGGCGAAGCUGCUCAACGAAGGCUUCGACAGCCUGGGCAUCGACGCGGAGGAGAAGCUGCAGAAGCUGAGGGCCAGCGUCCUCCCGGUGCUGAAAUCGGUGAUCGAGAAAGCGGAGGGCAGCCCGCACCGGAGCGAGGUGGAGGGCUGGCUGCAGAGGCUGAAAGACGCUUACGACGGCGCGGAGGACGCGCUGGACCGCCUCAACUACGACCGCCUCAGACGCAAGGCUAAGGCAGCCGCAAGGAGCAGCAGUGGUAAGAGGCCAACAAAUCCGGUACGUUCUUCUUCCGUUUUUCGCAUACCAAAACCUGUGAAAUGGGUGAAAAAAGGCGGCCGGGACAUGCUGUCGCCUGAAAAGAUCAAGCUGAAGCGAAGGCUGAACAAGCUGGAAAAGAUCGCCGGCGAAGCCAAGGAACUCAGCACUUUGUUAGGCGCACAGCCUGAGACAGCAGAGAGCAGGCAGACCAUCUCAGUGCCUCCACCGGAAGUGUUCGGCCGCGACGAAAAAUGCGAUGAAAUCAUUUGGCGUUUGAAAAGGGAAGUUGCAGCAAUUCGCGAGCCUGGAUCAUCAUCGGGCGUGCCUAUAAUUGCCAUAGUCGGCCGCCCGGGGGUCGGGAAGACUACUCUCGCACAGUACGUUCGCGAGCAGCUGGGGAGCGAGUCAUCACAUUUUCAUCCCAUCAUGUGGGUCCACGCAUCUCGCAAUCUCAACGCAGCCGAAAUUAUGAAAGACAUCAUACAACAAGCUUCUCUCGCAGGCGAGCCUCAAGAAGAUCUCGGUGACCCUGAUGUCGCCGUGCUUCUUUCCAAUCUCGACGCUGUGGUCGCGGGCAACCUUAGCUCGCCUGAAGCGCUGCGGCUGAAAAUGAACAAAAAGCUGAACGCGAAGAAGUUCCUGCUCGUGAUAGAUGAUGUUUGGUGCCACACAGAAGACGACGAGAAGAACUGGGAUACACUAUUCAGAUGUUUAAGCAAAUGUUGUUGUUUGCCAGGGAGCAAGAUUUUAGUUACGUCUCAAUCGGACGAUGCGCCGAGAAAGAUUGCUGCUGCCUGUGGUGCUGCUGUAAAACCCAUUUUGCAGUUGGAGGAAUUAGAGGAGAACUACUUUUUGGAUCUUUUCAUUCACUACGCAUUGCCUAGCAGGGAAAUCAAUUCUCGCCUAAGAGAAGAGUUAGAAGAGAAAUGCAAGACAAUCGCUAAGAAGUUGAACAAGGACCCUACGGCGGCCAAGAUGGUUGGCGAGACGAUCGCUACAGAGCUGGCCGAUCUCCUUCGUUCACAAGGUGAUUGGCGUACGUAUUUGGAAACGAUUGCGCAGAAGGACUGGUCCGGUGCCACAACCAAAGCACUGAUGUGGAGUUAUCAGCAUUUGCCUGCACAUCUUCAACGUUGCUUCUCGUACUGCAGCCUGUAUCCUAGAGGCCACGAGUUCAAAGCUCGAGAACUGGUUCAGCUCUGGAUGGCGCAAGGUUUUAUCAAGCCGGAUGAUCAGAAUGAGACGAUGGAGGAUGCAGGCAACGGUUACCUUGAAAAGCUGGUGUCCAGAUUCUACAUUCAGUUUCAUAACAGAGACAGCCACUCCUUCGGGACAGGUAAGCGUGGCGGCUACUAUACUCUGCAUGAAUUGUUGUAUGAUCUAGCGGUAAAGGUUACUAGCAGUGAUUGUGUCCGAAUAGAAGGUAAUCGUCAAAGCGAGAUCCCGUCAACCAUUCGCCAUCUGUGCAUACCGGCCGACAGACUGAACGAGAAUAAGAAGAGCAUUUGCAAACUGAAGAAACUUCGCACCCUAAUCGUCACGAAAGGAGAAAGCGUUGUCUCAGACGAAAAUGUUGUGACCGACAUCUUCAAGAGGUUAAGAAAGUUGCGCGUGCUGCUGGUUUUGGGAUUAAAUUUAGAAAAACUGGCAAAGUUUAACAGUGAAAUGAAACACCUUCGCAUCCUACAACUUUCAGGAGGUACUAGCGAGUUCGUGUUGCCGGAGUUGGUGUCCACUCUGUAUCAGUUACAGGUGUUGGAAGUAGAAAACGCUAGCUCGCUUCCUGCACGCCUUCCUCCGAGACUUCAAAAAAUCACAAUAAUUCGUUCACCAUUUCUCACCUUCGUAACAAAUGAAGACCUGCAGUUGAGCCAAGAUGACAAGAGAUCCAUAAGAGAGGUCAUGAGGAACAGGACGCAGGAAUGGUUCCGACACCAAUAUAAAGAAGACUUAGUCCGCAACGAAAGAGAAAUGAGGAAUUUCAUUGCCACAAUGAAUGGCCGAGAGCAUAACAACAGUGUGCCUGCCGCCGAUGCGGAUAUUGCUGCUGUGUGGGGGAGAUGGUUGGAGACGUAUGAGCGAAAAACGGAAUUAAUUUACAGCAGGCAAAAUGAGGCCAAAUUGCAUUUGCCCUCUACCAUUACUAGGCUCUGGCUCGAGGGAUGCAACAUGACCGACCACGCAUUGUCGGUAUGCCUACAAAACCUCCCCUCCCUUACGCAGCUGUUGUUAGCAGAUCUCAAAAUGAUAACCCGUCUACCAUCUGCGGACGUCCUUGCCAACUUAAUAUCACUCCAAACUUUGCGUCUGAGCGACUGCUGGGCUCUUACCUCCCUGGGUGGUAUAGGAUCCCUCCCAUGUCUCAGAAAACUCUUUCUAAUUGGAUGCCCCUGCUUGGACAUUAAAACUGCUGUCUUGCCACCCUCGUUGCAGUCUAUUUUUUUUGAUUCUUGUGCAGACGCAGAUGUAAUCCUAGCCAAUGCAAAUUUGCCACAUCUAUCUCAUCUUACGAUUUCUCGAUUUCAUAAGCAAACGGCAUCAUUACAGUUUGGCAACCUCCGAUCUCUUCAAUCCUUGACUGUCGAGCAUUGUUCUGGUCUCUCAUCCUUGGUGGAUUUGCGGGAACUGCACUCUCUAAAAUUACUCAUUCUGGAGAGCUGCCCAAAGCUACAAUCAGUGGCGAAGGUGCCCAGGUCACUGAAGCGUAUAGUAAUAUACAAAUGUCCGCUUUUAGAGGGAUGAUCCUAAAACACCGACCCGAUUUCAGGAGUGCGUAUGCUUGGCGGCAUCCCUGUAGAUGACAACUACGGUCUACGGAACAUGCUCUGUAAUGUAGAAAAGAGAAAACUGAUGGGCAAUAGCUUCUAAAGAUGGAAUAAAAGGGAAGUUUGCUAAUGGGUAUGUGUAUUGUUAUCACGUGGAUUGUUAAUUGUUGUCAAAGAGUUGGUUUGGUCAUCCAAAAGAAAAAAAGCCAAAAAAAACACAAAGAAGCCAAAAAAAAAAAAAAAAACAUAAAAAAAAAAAGGUUUGUUAAUGGGUAUGUGAUUCUAAAUUGUGUGGAUUGUUAAUUGGUAGUGUCAAAGAAUUGGUUUGUCCAUCUAAAAGAAAAGCCCAAAAAGGAAAAAAAAAAAGAAAAAGAAAAAGAAAAAGAAAAAGAAAAAGAAAAAAGUUGUGCACGCUGUGCAUUGUGGUCAUAAAAUGUAGGUAUUAUGUUUUUGCUUUUCUUUGCUUAAAUGUAUUACGUUUUUGUACGGUGCAGAAGACUCUGUAGAUCUAGAAUUAUUGUCAUGUUAGUAGGCGAGUGUUUUAAUUUUGUUGGAAAAGACUUGGUUCAGUUAAAAAAAAAAGAAAAAAAGAAAAAAAGAAAAAAAGGACGUGCAUGGUGUGUAUUAUGUUUAAUAAGCGAGUGUAUACUAACGACCCUGUAAACUUGAAAUUUAUGUCAUGUUUGUAUGUGAAUUUGGGUGUUUUAAUUUUGCUCUAAGUAGUAUAUCUCGUCCCUGUGGUUAAUGUACAGAGAAUAUUAUGUACAGAGAAUGCACAUAUAUAUGUCGAGUGCGAACAAACAGAUUUACAUA
This is a messenger RNA of Ananas comosus (pineapple), 4312 nucleotides long. Its product is annotated as putative disease resistance protein At3g14460. Bases 420 to 3476 code for a protein of 1018 amino acids. The record is from RefSeq and is a predicted model, not a curated record. The transcript is spliced from 2 exons. Lineage: Eukaryota; Viridiplantae; Streptophyta; Magnoliopsida; Poales; Bromeliaceae. Gene Ontology annotation, molecular function: ADP binding. Gene Ontology annotation, biological process: defense response to other organism.